This is a messenger RNA of Lineus longissimus, 2252 nucleotides long. Its product is annotated as aldehyde dehydrogenase, mitochondrial-like. The coding region runs from base 89 to 1567 and encodes 492 amino acids. Gene Ontology annotation, molecular function: aldehyde dehydrogenase (NAD+) activity. NCBI's taxonomy places the organism in Eukaryota, Metazoa, Nemertea, Pilidiophora, Heteronemertea, Lineidae. The record is from RefSeq and is a predicted model, not a curated record. The transcript has 13 exons.
CUGCUGGGCUUUAGGUUGACCUAUAUGAAGAUCGCCUUUUCCUCUGUAUAUUUGUGCCGCAUCUGUACUUUAUCAAGCUAUUUGCACCAUGUCAGUGCCAAAUAGGAACCCAGAAAUCAAAUAUACUCAGAUAUUCUACAACAAUGAAUGGCAUGACUCAGUCAGUGGAAAGAAGUUUCCGACCAUCAACCCCUGCACUGGUGAAGUGAUCUGCCAUGUUCAAGAAGGGGACAAGGCUGAUGUGGACUUGGCUGUGAAAGCAGCAAGAGCAGCUUUCGAAUAUGGCUCCACCUGGCGGACUAUGGAUGCAUCAAAGAGGGGACGCCUGAUGAUGAAGCUAGCGGACCUGAUUGAAAGAGAUCUCAGUUAUAUUUCCAGCUUGGAGACCCUGAACUGUGGGAAAUCUUUUUGGAGUUCAAAGGGAGACAUUGAGCAUGCUAUUGACUGUCUGCGGUACUUUGGAGGCUGGGCAGACAAGAUUCAUGGCAAAACAAUCCCUGCAGAUGGCGAUGUUUUCUCCUACACCCGACAUGAGCCAGUUGGCGUCUGUGGUCAGAUCAUACCGUGGAAUUAUCCGAUAGCCAUGAUGUCAUGGAAAUUAGGUCCAGCCCUCGCCUGUGGAAACUGCAUUAUUGUAAAACCGGCAGAACAGACUCCGCUGACAGCGUUGUAUGUUGCCAGCCUUUGUGUCGAGGCCGGGUUUCCACCGGGUGUGGUGAAUAUCAUCCCGGGAUACGGACCAACUGCUGGAGCGGCCAUCUCUGAGCACAUGGACAUUGAGAAGGUUGCUUUCACUGGUUCAACAGAGGUUGGCCAUCUGGUCAUGGAGGCUGCAGCCAAGACAAACAUGAAAAGAGUCCUACUUGAAAUGGGAGGCAAGAGCCCCUUAAUUAUCUUUGCUGAUGCAGACAUUGAUGUGUCUGCGAUGGAGGCCCAUGAGGCUGUCAUGGUCAACCACGGCCAGUGUUGCUGUGCUGGAUCGCGCACAUUCGUCCAGGAUGAAAUCUAUGAUGAGUUUGUCAAGAAGAGUAAGAUCUUGGCUGAAGGUCGCGUGGUUGGUGAUCCGUUCGAUAAACUCACAAAGCAAGGUCCACAGAUUGAUAAGGAUCAGUUCCAAAAGAUUCUGUCGAUGAUUGACAGCGGGAAGCAGCAGGGUGCGACUCUGGUCACUGGAGGCAGUCCAGUCGGAGACAAGGGUUACUUCAUCCAGCCAACUGUGUUUGCUAAUGUCACGGAUGAUAUGGCUAUUGCAAAGGAAGAGAUCUUUGGACCUGUCCAACAGAUCAUUAGGUUCAAGAAUGCAGCUGAAGUGAUUGAACGGGCUAACAACACAACCUAUGGCUUGGCAGCGGGAGUCUUCACCAAGGAUAUUGAUAAGGCUCUCACAUUGGCUCACUCACUUAAAGGUGGCAGUGUCUGGGUGAAUUGCUACGAUUUGGUUAGUGUGCAGACUCCAUUUGGUGGAUUCAAACAGUCUGGCAUUGGCAGGGAGCUUGGAGAAUAUGCCCUGAAAGAGUACACAGAGGUCAAGUGUGUCACAAUCAAGAUUCCAAAGAAGAACUCGUAAGAAGUCCGGUAACAUCCUGUUUACUGUUGGUGAAGCUAGCAUGAUCAACUGAUGGAUUAGACUUGGUUAUAUGCAUGAACUUCUCCGAAGCUGCUAAACUUGAGAUGCCAUGCUUGCCGGCAUUGCACAAUAAAGUCUUCGCAACAAAACUUUAGGUGCUGGUAUUUUUGUAGUGUUUUGUUGUUUGUAAUGUUUGUAAUGCACAUGAACCUGUAUGAAUUGUAGGGCUUGAGGUGCUGGUAUAAUUACGGGUAGGCAAAAACAUUAAAUCUUAAACUGUUAAUUAAUAUUGAGGGAACUUGUUGAGAGAUUCUAAAUGAUGAAUCUACUGCUGAAAACAUAAUAUUCAGUUUAUAAUGCUGAGCCUCCUUUUUGGUAUAAGUUGAUCAGAAUUACAUGUAAGAUUAGUGUAGAAGGAAUGUGCUAUGAGUGAGAGGUACUAGAAGAGCCUGGCAGUGACUUGCUACCAGCCUGGCAGUGUAACAUCUAAUUAUUAUUGUGUACCUGCACUGCUUUAAAAUGCUUUAUAUAACUUUUUAAGUGCUAUUGUUGGUCAUUAUUAGGAUAUCUAAUCUGUCUCAGACAACACUGAUGUUAUUUUUGAUGACAAUCUGAUAAAAUUGGAUGAUGAAAUUCAGGGUGGAUGCUUGUCAUCAAUAAAAGAUAUUAACAUUUCAUGGAAAAA